GCACUCCUGCAGUCCAGCCGGCCUCCACGUUUCCACCUACAGGCCCGGCAGCCUCCGCUCCCCGGUCUCUGACUCCGCGCUCCGCCGAGAGGUGCAGAGCCGCCGCCCACUCGGCCACUCCGCUCCGCUCCGCAAGCCACUGCCUGCAAUACUCCUCCACUCCUCCCCCGCCUCCACGGCCGGUGGCGCACCGCGUCGAUCUCCGACUCCCGUCCGGCCGUCCCCGUCCCCGCUCCGGCAGCUCGCACCCCGGCGGCGCCCAGAACCUCGAUUCGAGGAUGCGACGCCUCGCCCACCCAGCCUCCCGCCUGCCCAGAAGCUCCGCGAGGGGCGCUCCCAGCGCUCUCUCCACGGACGCCCCAAGGGUGUUCGACGAAAUGCCUCCUCCGCUUCCCGCGUCACCAGCACUGCCUCGCCGCACGCCGUUUGCCCAUGCCCAACAGGUGCUCGGCGGAACGCACGCCUUGGGGUUCUGCAACGCGGCUCGGCGUUCUGCGGAUGACCAAGCUGGCACAGAGCCACCGCGGUUCACAGUGGUACCGGGUGACACUGCCAUAGAUGGUCCGGGCGCAGGUGCGGGCGCGGGCAUGUCAGAGGCUUCCGAGAGGGUUUGCCGCGUCGUGUCAACGCGGCCAGAACUGGGGAUUGCGCCAGCGCUUGAUGCGCUUAGGGUGGCGGUGUCGCCAGAGCUUGUGGCCGAGGUGCUAAAAAACCUGAGCAAUGCCGGCAUGCUAGCGCUUGCCUUCUUCAGGUGGGCAGAGAGGCAAGAGGGCUUCAGGUACACGGCCGAGAACUUCCACAAUCUGAUCGAGGCACUUGGCAAGAUCAAGCAGUUUAAGCUGGUGUGGAGCUUGGUGGAGACCAUGCGGUGCCGGUGCUUGCUCUCUAAGGACACGUUCAAGCUUAUUGUCCGGAGGUAUGCCCGGGCGAGGAAGGUCAAGGAGGCUGUGGAGACGUUCGAGAAGAUGAGCAGUUUUGGCCUCAAAACUGAGUUAUCGGAUUACAAUUGGUUGAUUGAUUCAUUAAGCAAAUCCAAACAAGUGAAGAAGGGACACGCCAUCUACAAGGAGAUGAAGAGGAAGGGCAGGUUCAUUCCUGAUUUGAAGACCUACACGGUCCUCAUGGAAGGCUGGGGCCAUGAGAAAGAUCUGUUGAUGGUCAAAACAGUGUACCAAGAAAUGCUGGAUGCAGGCGUUAGGCCUGAUGUUGUGGCGUAUGGAAUGCUGAUCAGUGCCUUUUGCAAGUCUGGCAAAUGUGAUGAGGCCGUCAAGGUGUUCCACGAGAUGGAAGUUAGUGGUUGUAUGCCGAGCCCUCAUGUGUACUGCAUGCUUAUCAGUGGGCUUGGUUCUGAGAAGAGACUGGAUGAAGCUUUGAAGUACUUUGAACUUUAUAAGGAAAGUGGGUUCCCCAUGGAGCUGCCUACAUGCAAUGCGGUUGUUGGAGCUUACUGCAGAGCCUCAAAGUUUCAGCAUGCUUUCAAGAUGGUUGAUGAGAUGAGAAAGUGUAAAAUUGGACCCAAUUCCCGGACUUAUGAUAUAAUUCUUCAUCAUCUUAUAAAAUCGCAGAAAUUCGAAGAGGCAUAUGAUGUAUUCCAGAGGAUGGGGUCGGACGGCUGUGAGCCUCAGCUCAAUACAUAUACAAUGAUGGUUGGCAUGUUCUGCAGUAAUGAAAGAGUUGAUAUGGCAUUAAAGGUGUGGAAGCAAAUGAAGGAGAAAGGUGUCCUCCCAUGUAUGCAUAUGUUUUCAGCAUUGAUCAAUGGGUUAUGCUUUGAGAACAGGCUCGAAGAAGCUUGUAUAUAUUUCCAAGAGAUGUUGGACAAAGGAAUAAGGCCACCUGGUCAGCUGUUUAGUAAUUUGAAGGAAGCUCUUGUUGAAGGAGGAAGAAUUAGUUUGGCACAAGAGAUGGCUUUGAAGUUAGAUACAUUAAGGAAAACCCCUUUGCGUGGUUGAGGAAUUCUUUUUGUUCUUAAAAUGUCUGAAGCGAUUGGAUCAUUUCACAGUUACACGCUGUUUGGGCAUGCAAUAUACAUUUGUAGUAGCCCUAGCAAUUGGUGGAAGCAGUAUUAUCAUGUUUGCAUUAUUACUUUCCUUCACAAGAAGGUAUGUAAUGUAUUCAAACUAACAAAGAUCAAAGAAAAUUAAACGUUCCAUUUGCGCGGAAUAAGCCUUUGUUCAUAGUUAUUGAUCCCAUUGUUUCUUCAUUUUCAUAGCUGUUACCCUAAUGGCUCCAUUCACUGUCAUUUGAUAUUGUUCCUUUAUGAUGUUUCUGUAAGGUAGGGUCAAACAUACUUGCAUCAGAGUCAGUGGAUAUCAUUAAGUGUAAUUUUUUCCACCUGUAACUCAUAAUUUAGAUUACCAUUUCCAGCUUGAUUGUUUGGCACCAAGAGGUUUACGUCAGCACAUUUGAACUAGGACUUGCUUUUGCUUCAUUGUGGGCGUCUGUCCUAUAAACUUGUCCCACUUAAUGAAAGGGAAAUUAAAUUGGACAUAAUAUUUUUACUGCCGUUGCUUUUCAAGUACUUGACACUGACCAAAAUUUUGUUCUCAGAUACAAGGACUUGAGACAAACAUUCCCAAAACGUUCCAGUUUACCCUUGUUGUCGCCUCUACAUUUUCUUUUUGCUUGAGAAAUUACGGAGGGUUCAUUUUUGUCACAUUUAUACAAUAUAGCAACGAGCAACAAUAAAUCUUGAUUUUUUUGCCUCACAACUAAAGUCUUAUUUGACAUUUAGAUUCUCCCCACCAUGCAAGAAGAGUAGGUUAGCCUCUCCCAAAAGAAUCCCCUCCCAAACCCACCCAUUCAACAAAAAGAAGUGGCCUGGCCAGAUACCAUUGUCCAUUGGCGCAAAAUUAAAUGAAUGCAGAAUUAUAGGUGAUGCUUAUGUGCUCACUAAUGGUUGCAGCUUAUGCAAAUUUUUGUGCUACCGUAUAGCAAUUUGCUGUUGUAACACUUGUCUCACAAACUCAUUUUACAAAGUUCUGAAUUAGCAUAAGCAAUAUUACUGUAGACAGUAGCUAAUGAUAAUGCGUGCACUGACUGAAAAAUGAUUGAAGUUCAUUGAUUCAACACUAGGUUUGGGAGCUUGAAACAGCUGAUUUAACAAAGAAAUUAACUAUUCUUUUACUCUUCAUCUUGGUGGAGCAAUUCUAUUAUUAUACCUACUGAACCUCAAUAAAGAAACUGAUCAAUUAUUCUUUUACUCUUCAUCUUGGCUAAGCACUACACUUGGAAACAAUAUAGAGAUAGAGAGAAUUAGAUAUAUCGUAACUCAUCAUCUGAUCAUUAUACCUAAAAUAUAUAGCAAUUAGUGAAUAGUGACUGGGAUAGGUGAUUAGGUUUGGGAGAGAGCCAGAGAGGAGUAGAGGACCAAGACCGUAUAAGCUAGCACACACGUGAGGACAUCACACCUGUACAUCUCCUUCCUCAGUUCAUUAGGCCUAACUACUGAACAACACUUCAUUGGAGCGGGGCCAGUACGCUUAAUGCAUGUUGGGUUAGUGAACUACUUAAGCAUGUACACUUAACCAAAAACUUCAACGAUAGUCACACCCCACCCCCACCUGUUUCAUGAAUCCUCAGGAUAAGUUGAUAAGGUUAGGGUGACUGAUGUGUCAUUAGACUACUAAAAGCUAAGUGCAUUUUUCCAUUCGUUUUGGACUCAUCUUAAAUUUCUGCAGAUGUCACUAUCUAUCAAUUUCGAUUGGAGCAUACUGCUUUCCACAUGGCUACAAACCCGCUGGAGUGCCUUACAUUUGUAAACUGUACCACAUCAUUAUAUAGAUGUUUGCAGAAAAUUUUCAUAUUUUACUGGCCAUGUAAAAUGUUUAACACUAGACUCGUUUAACAAUAAGUAGAACCAUAUCUGUUUGUUAGUAUGUAGUGUUGGAUCUAGAACCUAGAGAAACCUUCUUCUCCUGGCUUUGAAGCUGAACUGCCAAGCAGAUGCUAAUAUAUCUUUUUAGCAUAAGGCUAAGCACUACUUGCAUAUUCUGGAACUUGGUCUUUUGAAGAAUGACAUAACAUUUGAUCUUCCGAACUUCCCAUUGUCAGUCGAGCCAAAAAAUACUGUUCUAUUGUUCUCAUAUGGAUUAUGGACUCUGAAAUUGUAACCACUAUAUCGAAUGGACCCCUUAUUUGUGAUCCAUGAUUGAUUUGUGGUGAUGAGCAGCAACUUUACUUUUGUAUUUCACAUAGUCCAUUUACUUCAAACUCACUGUACAAGCUAGAGGCUUUGUGCAUUUCAUUGAGAUUUGUCAAUAUCAUACCAAUGCUAUAGCAUUUA
Panicum virgatum (switchgrass) is the source of this 4282-nucleotide messenger RNA. Its product is annotated as pentatricopeptide repeat-containing protein At1g71060, mitochondrial-like. The record is from RefSeq and is a predicted model, not a curated record. NCBI's taxonomy places the organism in Eukaryota, Viridiplantae, Streptophyta, Magnoliopsida, Poales, Poaceae. The coding region runs from base 279 to 1949 and encodes 556 amino acids. Gene Ontology annotation, molecular function: protein binding. The transcript has 2 exons.